Porites lobata is the source of this 4227-nucleotide messenger RNA. The record is from the annotation of a GenBank genome assembly. NCBI's taxonomy places the organism in Eukaryota, Metazoa, Cnidaria, Anthozoa, Scleractinia, Poritidae.
AUGCUCCAUUUUUUAAUUUCCUUGUUCGUUAUAGUGAAAGGUCCUGAAGACUGGCACGAUCUAGAGCUGAAAAAAGACAAUCAGUGUGGUGGAAAUAGACAAUCCCCAAUAAACAUCAAAACAAGCGAGGUUGAGGAAGAAGAUAGCUACCGUCGUUUAAAAAUCACUUUUGACAACGCAAGGGGACUUGUUACUGGAACGCUUGAAAACACUGGGCAUUCACCUAAACUUGAAAUUGCUGAUUCCAAUGGAGCUUCUCUAACUGGAGGUCCCCUGGGGAAUAACAAAUUCGAAUUGAUCGAGUUUCAUGUUCACUUUGGCUGUGUUAAUGAACGCGGGUCUGAACACAAGCUCAAUGGAAAACAACUGUCUGGUGAGGUAAGUGAUAACAACGACGUAAACCUUUUUUCUUUUACGUUUGACUCAAUUCGGUAUUUCUCAUAUCCUGGCCCGUAAUAUCUUUGUUACAGGAAACGAUUGCAAUGGACGAAACGAUUACCCAGGACGGGAAUGUAUGUAAAUCUCCAACAUUUAGUGCUGAGCCAUAUUACUCGCAAUUGCGGGCGCAGUGCUUUCUUGAGUGAUCUUUCAGUGGGCAACAAAGUGGGAGUAUGAAAAAGUUGAAAAAGACUAACCAGAAGUUAUUGUUGUACAGAAAACAUCUUACUAUUUAGACACUAAACGAUCAAGUGCCUCCACUAGGUCCCUACUUGAACCAACUCAUCGGGAAUGACCUUAAACUUCUCUUGUUUUCCCCAGCUUCACAUGGUAUUUGGUCAUGGUGAAGAACCACGAGCUGUUGUAGCCGUUUGGAUUAAGGUACAACCUGCAGUCUACCUUCCUUCCUGCAAUUCGUCCUCAAUAAACAUUACAACUUAAAUAUACAGAGCAACCUUCCCCUCCCCUUCCCCUCCUUCGUAAAGAAGUAAAAUCCUAUUCCUGCAAAACGUGGCUAUAACCAUCCAGAGACAAAAUAAUUCCAAUAAUUCAGAGCGGUUUGCUAUGAAAGUGCUAGUCUAUUUACUCAAUAAUAUUUUUUAUUUCCUUUAAAUUAAAUAAGGCCGAAAUGUAAAGCCUACAGAGACUUUCAUUAAUUUUUAACCAGUUGUGUCACCUUCGAAAAAAACGGGCAUCUAAACCAGUGAAAAAGAUUAAAAUAAUGAAUUCUUGAGAAGUCUAUUUGGAUGCACCUUAAUAUAUGUGUGACUUGAAGGGGAAAUUAAAAUUAUAAUAAGCCUUUUGGAAGAUGGCGUCAUUUUACUUCUACGACCAUAAUCCUUUCGUUUUCCCUGUUCAUAUAUAAAUUUGGUAAUCCCAGCGAGGAUGCAAUUACCAAAGCCCUAAUUUGAAACAAAGCAAAGCCAUGAAGGAUUCUGGUCGUAAUAGAAGAGUAACGUCAUCUUGACGUCAUUCUAAAUUGUUUAAUUAUUAUAGGCACCUUCCAAGGGAAACAAAAUUUUUGGAAAGUUGGCAAAUCUGAUGCACCACAUUAUCAAGCCUGGUAGGUGUUUUAGAGAAACUAAAAGCGAAGAAUACGGGAAACAGCCAAAACCCACCACCAUCUAGCAGCUACUAUUUAAUUGUGAUACCACAGCGUAGUAGGAGGAUGCACCGAUCCUCUCCGUGCUAAUUAACAAUAUAAUUUUCGUUAGAUUUUAGAGUAGGUAUAAAUUCUCUGCAAUAUCACAAAAACAGAUCACAAGCUACGACUAACAAAGCUACUAAUACAAAAUGAGACCAAUAACUAAAAGCCUCCUCCGCUGGUCUGCUUCACAGCCGUUCUUUGUACUCGUCACGCAACGCUCUUCUUGGGGAGGAACGUUGCGUGACGACACAAAGAACGGCUGAACGUGGAGCAGACCAUUCCUCCGCAGGAUACUGUGACUAAGGCAUAGUUUUAACAUAGCUUAAAACACACACAGUCGUGCAACACUUGUAGUCAUAUAUUCCAAAUCCAAAAUUGUUCCCUAACUUCCUUUCAUUAAAAGCAAGAUUGUUUUACUGGACAAUUGAUAAGACACGAGCCUCGAGUUACUUGCAUGGCUUCAAAAGAUAUAGCUUAGGUUCGUAGGUUAAACAAUUACUUUAGGGUAACAAAAAAUUGUUAGCAGUUAGCUAUUAACAAUAAUGUCUCUCUGAUCCAUCAUAAGAUUACAUUAAACCUUCUGUUCAACUGCCAGUGACAGAGCCAAUGGGAUGGGGACAAGUAUUUUGCAACUCUAAAUGUGGGUCUGAAUCUGGUGUGCGAACCUCGGUUAUUAGUUAAUAAUAUUUCCAACCCUAGAACAAUCCGUAAACUUUUUGCAUCUUGAGAACUCACCUCGAUAGCUUCCAAGUAAAAACAACCAUACUUUCCAAAAUUCACGAACCUCUUUUGAGUUUGUGGACAAAAUCUUACUGUGUGACCUCUGAAAUGUGAGGUACAAUUCACCGUCAUAUUAUUUUUACAGAGGAUACCUAUCCUGUGACAAAGGAAGAUGGAAUUUAUUUAAAGGAUCUCAUUCCCAAAAAAUGCUUCAUUAAAAAGGGCAAAGAUAAUGGUGGCAAUGGUAACGGCAAUGGUAAUGGCAAUGGUUGUGGCAAUGGCAAUGGCAAUGGUAAUGGCAAUGGAAAUGGCAAUGGUUAUGGCAAUGGUAAUGGCAAUGGUUGUGGCAAUGGCAAUGGUAAUGGCAAUGGUAAUGGCAAUGGUUAUGGCAAUGGUUAUGGCAAUGGUAAUGACAAUGGUGGUAAUGGUAAUGGCGGCAAUGGUAAUGGUGGCAAUGACAAUGGUGGUAAAGACAAUGGUGGUAAAGACAAUGGUGGCAAUGACAAUGGUUAUAAAAAGAAGAAAGGAGGCGCCAAACGUUUGACUUUAAAAUGUUACUUCACUUACCGGGGUUCCCUCACUACGCCUCCUUGCACUCAAACAAUACGGUGGAUAGUUUUGAAAGAUUAUAUCCUCGCUUCUACUAGUCAGGUAUGUAAUGCUAACUACCUUGAAUGAAACCUAGGUUAAGUAAACUUCUACGCUUUACAGUUAGGAGUGUACACUCUACAAGUACUAAGAUAACACAUCGGUGGUUCAGCCACUCACUGUCAGAGUAGCUUUGACCGGCUCUUUGACAUUUUUUAAAGGAAUAAAUGAGACUUUCUUUGGAAAUGGGGUGAUGUUGGGAAGACAGAGGCCCUUCCAAGGGGGGGAGGGGGGGUUCCAUGUCGCCCGUCUGAAUUUUAAAACGUCUCGUGUCGGUGUUUACAAAUGCUUGUCGCUUAUUGUCGGCUUUGCCGUCACUGUCGCAAUUUGGCCGAGGGAGGUUGUCUCUCGUCGCGAUUUCAUUUUAAGCGCUGUCGCUACUUUUUGGGCCAUGUCGCUUGUCGGAAUUUACCCUGGCAGGGCCUCAAGACAUUCUUCUCACUGGACAACUCGUUUUUGCCUUUAACAAAUUGGAGGACCUUUUGCCACAUAUGGCGAAUAUUUCAGAAGCAAAAGCGACAACAAUGUCUACCAUGUCAAUGUUUUUAACACUGUACUACAAACAAACAAUUGGAAUAACAGAUGAUGAAUAGUAUGUUAAUGUUUCUUAGACAAGCUUAAAGGAGUCACACAGGCACUGAUUAGUUGAACAAGUGUUCAACUUUCUGUAAACACGAAAACAGUUAGCAUUUGAAACAUUUGGUUAGCAGGAACUGAAAAAGCAUAUUAAAAUUAGGUAACCUGUAAAUUUUAAGCUGUAUAUCGCAAAAUUAGCGAUGGCAACAGCCGCCGAAAAUUACGAGGAUUUGUAUGGUAAAAACGGCUCUUGCCACCCAGUCACGAUUAAGUGGUUUUUCAUAAAAACCCUGUAAAUUUGGAAAUUAUAGGGCUCAAAUCUCCUGUUUAUUCAUAACAGGCAAUUUGAGCCCUUAAAUACGUAAGGGAAAGAUUUAACGACAGUAUUUACAAUGAUUUUGCAAAAGACCUAUUCUACAAAGAUUACGGGCAGGCUCCUCUGUUGCAUAUGCGACAAUGUCAGACCACACAUUCACUGUAUUUAAAUUGAACCACAAACUGUUAGUUUAAAAAACAAAUGAUGCGUCGUUAAUAAACUAAUUAAUUAAUUUUGUUUGUUUUUUGUGUUCUAGCUCGAAAAGUUCAGGAAACUUAAAGCAAAGUAUUAUGGUCCGCACAUGUGCGACAACUUCAGACCAGUCCAAAAAUUGAAUGACCGCGAUGUCUACUCCGUCUCAAAAAAAAAUAAUGACAAGUGA